Macroventuria anomochaeta is the source of this 465-nucleotide messenger RNA. RefSeq lists its product as uncharacterized. The transcript is spliced from 2 exons. Bases 1 to 465 code for a protein of 154 amino acids. NCBI's taxonomy places the organism in Eukaryota, Fungi, Ascomycota, Dothideomycetes, Pleosporales, Didymellaceae. The record is from RefSeq and is a predicted model, not a curated record.
AUGAAGGUCUUCGACAACUUUCACGCCUUUGCAGACCGCUUCAACCGACUCAUCCACAUCACCCAAGCCCUCCUCGUUCUCGGCGCCUUCAUCAUCGGCUGCGCGCUGCUCGCCAACACAUCAAUGCCACGCUCGCGCUCCACAACACUUAUCCUCGUCUACUCGAUCAAAUCCGUAUUUUUCCUGCUCUACCAAUACCUGACAACCCAUAAACAGAGGUUCAUGAGGUGGGCGAGCUUGAAGGCGAACUUUAUCCUGGAUACGUUUGAUUGCUUACUGUGGUUUACGGCGUUUAUUAUUAUGUGUAUGGGGGGCGGACGGUGUGUGGGGAGCAGUUGUGCGUUGAUGGGGGUUGCGGCGACGGUUGCGUUGCUGCUUUGCUUUACGUACUUCGUUACUGCUGUUGGCAUCAACUGGCCGAAGUGGAGGGCGAGUAAGAAGAUCUCGCAGCAGAGUGUUGUUUGA